Messenger RNA from Castor canadensis (American beaver), 1645 nucleotides. Lineage: Eukaryota; Metazoa; Chordata; Mammalia; Rodentia; Castoridae. The record is from RefSeq and is a predicted model, not a curated record.
AAAAAGGACCAUGAUUUCAAAUUUCUUCAAAAAAUAAAAGAAGGCAGAUAAAAAUGAAAUGAGCAUGAUAGCAGAGUGCUGUAACAGUGAUGAGAAGAGACUGGGAUUGGUUACAAAGUGGAAGAAGGGUGAAAAGGCCGUUGUAGUUGGGUUUGCUUUUUAUACAUUUCAAAAUAAAAACCAGAUCACAGUAUUCAAAUGAAAGCUUAAGUGAAGGCAGACAUUUUCCUCAACUCGUGGUUGAAAGGACUAGUCGCUCCCCGCCCCCACCCCGUUUCAAAAUGCGAAGCCACCAAGGGGCGCAAUCAGUCCCCCACCCGCUGCAGGUUGGGUGGGUGUGUAGCAGAGUCUGUCUCUCCAUCCGCAGGGAAAGGAGAGGCGUAAAGCGGGGAAGCAAAGGGACAAGAGGCGUAGGGAACGGGCUGGUGGUGGGGACGGCGCUGGAGGAGGAGAGAAUGCGCCUGGCUCCUGGCCUGGGCCCCAUGGCAGCCACUGGCAUCAUCUGUGUGGAGCCCUGCUGUGGACCGUGCCGGUCCCAGGGAACUGGGGCGGGCUGAGGCCGACCAUGCCCAGUCUGUUGCUGCUGUUCACUGCGGCUCUGCUCUCCAGCUGGGCCCAGCUGCUGACCGAAGCCAACUCCUGGUGGUCAUUAGCUAUGAACCCAGUGCAAAGACCUGAGAUGUUUAUCAUCGGUGCACAACCUGUGUGCAGCCAGCUUCCUGGGCUCUCCCCCGGCCAGAGAAAGCUGUGUCAAUUAUACCAGGAGCACAUGGCCUACAUUGGCGAGGGAGCCAAGACGGGCAUCAAGGAAUGCCAGUACCAGUUCCGACAGAGGCGCUGGAACUGCAGCACCGUGGACAACACGUCUGUCUUUGGCAGAGUCAUGCAGAUUGGCAGCCGGGAGACAGCCUUUACCUACGCUGUGAGCGCUGCGGGAGUAGUCAACGCCAUCAGCCGAGCUUGCCGCGAGGGUGAGCUUUCUACAUGUGGCUGCAGUCGGACCACGCGGCCCAAGGACCUGCCCCGGGACUGGCUGUGGGGUGGCUGCGGGGACAACGUGGAGUAUGGCUACCGCUUUGCUAAGGAGUUUGUAGAUGCCCGAGAGCGGGAGAAGAACUUUGCCAAGGGAUCAGAGGAGCAGGGCCGAAUGCUCAUGAACCUGCAGAACAACGAGGCAGGUCGCAGGGCUGUGUACAAGAUGGCAGAUGUAGCCUGCAAAUGCCACGGCGUCUCAGGGUCCUGCAGCCUCAAGACCUGCUGGCUCCAGCUGGCUGAGUUCCGCAAGGUGGGGGACCAGCUGAAGGAGAAGUAUGACAGCGCGGCUGCCAUGCGGAUCUCCCGCAAAGGCAAGCUGGAACUGGUCAACAGCCGCUUCAACCAGCCCACCCCGGAGGACCUGGUCUACGUGGACCCCAGCCCCGACUACUGCCUGCGCAACGAGAGCACAGGCUCGCUGGGCACCCAGGGCCGCCUGUGCAACAAGACCUCGGAGGGCAUGGACGGCUGUGAGCUCAUGUGCUGUGGCCGGGGCUACGACCAGUUCAAGAGCGUGCAGGUGGAGCGCUGCCAUUGCAAGUUCCACUGGUGCUGCUACGUCAAGUGCAAGAAGUGCACUGAGAUCGUGGACCAGUAUGUCUGUAAAUAA